GAAGCGCGAGCUCCUGAGCGCGGCCAUGGGGUGGGGGCGGCCGGGGCUGGGCGCGGCGCUGGGCGCGGGGCUGCUGGCCAGGCUGAGCCUGGUGCUGUACGGCCUGUACCAGGACGCGGUCAUGCGGGUGCGGUACACCGACGUCGACUACCAGGUGUUUACGGACGCGGCGCGGUUGGUGACCCAGGGGCGGUCGCCCUAUCGGCGGGCCACCUACCGCUACACGCCGCUGCUGGCCUGGCUGCUGACGCCCAACGUUCACCUCGGCGAGCUCUUCGGGAAGCUGCUCUUCGUGACCGGGGACCUGGCGGCCGCCGGCGUGGCCUACCGGGCCCUGCGGCGCCGAGGGGCCUCCCCCGGGAGGGCUUGCGGGUGCUGUGCCGCCGCCUGGCUGCUCAACCCGCUGCCCAUGGCCGUGUCCAGCCGCGGCAACGCGGAGGCGCUGGUGGCUCUGCUGGUGCUGGCCGCCCUGCACCUGGUGGAAGCGGGGAGCGUAGGGAGCGCCGCGCUGUGCUACGGGCUGGCCGUGCACCUGAAGAUCUACCCGCUGACCUACGCGCUGCCCAUAGCGCUGCACCUGCAGGGCAGCGGGGAAAGGGCGGCGGGUGCGGGGCGUGAUGGAACGGCCAAGUUUACACUCGUAGGGGCCUUCUGGCGGCGGGUUGUCCGGGUGCUGAACCGCAACGUGCUGCUUUUUGGAGCGGUCUCUGGUUCCGUGCUGGCUGCCUUGACGGUUGUGUUUUACCACCACUACGGCUGGGAGUUCUUAGAGCACGCCUACCUCUACCACCUAACCAGGAGGGAUAUCCGACACAACUUCUCUCCCUAUUUCUACAUGUUGUAUUUAACUGCAGAGAGCAAAUGGAGUUUUGCCCUUGGGCUUGCAGCUUUCUUGCCCCAGCUGCUCCUGCUCCUGGUUGUGUCUAUAGCAUUUUACAAAGACCUUUUUUUUUGUUGUUUCCUGCACACCGCUAUUUUUGUGAGUUUUAACAAAGUGUGCACAUCCCAGUAUUUUGUCUGGUACCUCUGCCUUUUGCCCAUCGUAAUACCUAAUAUUAAAAUGUCCUGGCAUCGCGGUUUGUUGCUGCUGUUUCUGUGGUUCAUUGGACAAGGCCUGUGGCUUGCUCCUGCGUACUUCCUGGAGUUCAAAGGGUAUAACACUUUUUUACUUAUAUGGUUGGCUGGCUUGCUUUUUCUUUUUAUCAAUAGCUUCAUACUCGUUCAGAUUAUUUCACAUUAUCAACAGGAAACACAAGUUGCCAAGAAGGUCAAAGAGCAGUAAUAAGUAGACCAACGUUCAGAAAGAGCAUUGUUAUCUUUAGUAAGGUUUUUAAUACCAGCAGCACUUCGAUUAACAUAAAUAUGUGUACAUUAUAUAACGUAUGUUGUAUGUAAGCAAUGCUUUGUUAGGGCUCUGAGGGCAUUCGUAGGUCUUAACUGCAGCAAGCAGCCACUGUCCUACCCUGAUCUCUGUCUACAAGGGAACCUGCUUGCCACAUGGACUGAAACUGCCUUGUAGCCUUGUCCUGGCUCUGUCUUCUGCUGUUGCUGCUCAUGUCUGGACUCACUGGAAGGACUUUAGACCUGGUUCAUCACUUGCCACGUCUGGGGCUGCAGGUGGACUCCGUUACUUGCACUUAUCUCUGCCUGCUGUUGCCAGAUGCUGUGGGGCUGUGCCUCGAUCAGUGACGAAUCGGCCUGUGCUGGGGGCUUCUUUCUGCCUCAUGCUGGCAGCCCCAGUCAUACUCCCCAACACCCAUUUUCUCAUUGUUACUUUGCUCUGUCCUUGUUAAGGACUGUGGCCUCUGUCUAGGGAUGUUGCGAGUUUGAUGGUCUUAUACACUCCAGUAAGCGGGUGGGGGGGGUUGCAAGUGUUAAGUUAAUAAAUAAAUAUGAAAAAGAAUCACUUA
Numida meleagris (helmeted guineafowl) is the source of this 1910-nucleotide messenger RNA. RefSeq names its product phosphatidylinositol glycan anchor biosynthesis class M (gene PIGM). Gene Ontology annotation, molecular function: alpha-1,4-mannosyltransferase activity; GPI mannosyltransferase activity. Lineage: Eukaryota; Metazoa; Chordata; Aves; Galliformes; Numididae. Bases 26 to 1282 code for a protein of 418 amino acids. The transcript has a single exon. The record is from RefSeq and is a predicted model, not a curated record. Gene Ontology annotation, cellular component: membrane; glycosylphosphatidylinositol-mannosyltransferase I complex. Gene Ontology annotation, biological process: GPI anchor biosynthetic process.